Molecule: messenger RNA, 1959 nt
Organism: Durusdinium trenchii
Lineage: Eukaryota; Dinophyceae; Suessiales; Symbiodiniaceae
Source: the annotation of a GenBank genome assembly
AUGUUCAGACUCCUGCCCCUUUCGCGGAAGGAAGAGAGGGAUCCGUUCCAAUUGGUGCCAAUCUUUGGGUUGCCUGUCCGAUUGGCCGACUGGGCAUAUCCCAACAACUGGUCCUGGCUGUCUCCUAACUUGGCUGAGAUCUUCAAACGUGCCGAACAAGGUGGCCUGGUUUGGAGCAGCACCUGCACUUGGGUGGGGCAUGCCGAUGUCUUCAGCAGACCUCAAGUGUCCUUUUUCAAUUUGAUUCGAUUGGAGGAUGAUUUGGAGGAGCAUGGUUAUCAGAUCUUCACCCUUCCAAUCUUGGCAUUACAUUGUCAGCUGGCCGAUGCCUUCCCUAGUCCAGUGAAAGAAGCCGUGGCCUGUACUGCCAAGUUGCGCUUGGCGCGCAUGGCUGCGGAAUGCCGCUUGCGGAGUGCCUUUUCCACCUUGCGAGAGGAAGUGGUCAAGGAGCUUCAAAGCAUUCCGGAGACCUUCGAGUCCUUCAAGGAGGAGUUGGAGUCGGUCAGGAGCAAGCGGGCUGGGCGAAAGGGUGCAGAUGACGUGGAUCCUGCCUGGAUGAGCGUGGAAGGAAACACUGGACCACGGAAAGUCGCGAGUCCUUGGCAGAUUGGGGACCUGUAUGCCUAUCAAGUUUGGGCCGAGCUCAGCAAGGAGUGUUUGCUCCACGCAGAGCUUUGGAUGGCCUGCACCUUGACCAAAGAGGCGGAGCGCCAUGCCAAGGUCCAUGGAGAUGGCCGUACGCUGAGGGACUUGGCAUUGACCAAAGCGAAGAUCGCCAUGGAGGAGGGCAACCACUCAGAGGCCCUGCGCACCUUGCGCACGCUGAGCGCGGCCGACCUGCGGCAGUGCUCAGAGGCGGCGGUGUUGCUGGCGAACGCCUAUGAGGCGCAGAAGCAGCCCUACCCUGCGCAGGCGAUCUUCAACGAAGCACUGGCCGCCAUUGACAAGGCUCCUGGGAGAAGCGAGAAGAAGGCGCCGAAGGGGCCGAAGCUGGGUAGCAUCGGGGGCUCUACGUUCAAAGCCGGUGGAAGCGAAGCGGAGGCAGCGCAGUUCAGCUCCAAGCACAUCGCAGCGCAAUGUUGCAUCUUGACCCGACAACUGCAUUCGGAGCUUCAUCGCCUAUGGAAAUCUCAAGUGACCUCCAAGGAAUGGCUCAAUGAUAUGCAUUUGGCCUUUGACAAGCAUUUGCAGAUUGGGCAACAACUGUUGGCAGCGAGCUAUUUCCGACGUCACAUCUCUGAUACCAUGGAUUUCUUGGAGAUCAUGUGCAAGCUCCUCGAAUCGCGGGAAGUCGAAUCGAAUCGAGAUCCUCAGGGUGCUGCUGCCUUGAGCUACGCAGGGCUCGAAGAGUUUGCAAGUCGUAUGGAGCUAGUGAUUUCAGCCACUCAAGCAUCUAGAGACGCAGUACUUUCCUUGGGAAUUCCUGUCGAAGGCUUAGAGCAGGACGUGGCACUACCGGUGGAGGUUCUGGUGGCUCGCUUGGAUCUUUGGGAAGCUCGGGUAUUGGCAUUGAGACGCUGUAUCCAAGCAAAUGGAAAGUGGCAUCGAAAGGUGCAAAGGGAACGGCUGCGGCAUGGGGAUUUGAAGAACGGGCCUCUCUUUGUCGUGAGCUCCAACGAGGGCGGCUUCUUCGGAGGUUCGUUGAAUUCUUCGGAGGAGGGUGGCUUCGGCAUGGAUGAGGACCAGGUGGAACGAUGGCUUCAGCUGGUCGAGGAGCAGAUCUCCGAGGACCAGAAGAUGUCGAACUUCGCGCGCGACAUGGCCGAAGUCGAGGAUUCCCUGGCCAAGGUCUCCAACGCCGUCUCUGUCCUAGAACUUGGGGUGUGGGACUUGGAGCCACAUGCUGACAGGAAACCGAGAAUAAGAGUUGCUCUUGAAAGAGGUCUGAUCUCUUCCAACUUGUUCGUGCAUGUCACAACGAGAGUUCGGCAUUUAUGGAAUGAAUGCAAAAGACAGUAG